This is a messenger RNA of Cryptomeria japonica (Japanese cedar), 1582 nucleotides long. RefSeq names its product IAA-amino acid hydrolase ILR1-like 5. The record is from RefSeq and is a predicted model, not a curated record. Gene Ontology annotation, cellular component: endoplasmic reticulum. Bases 85 to 1428 code for a protein of 447 amino acids. The transcript is spliced from 5 exons. NCBI's taxonomy places the organism in Eukaryota, Viridiplantae, Streptophyta, Pinopsida, Cupressales, Cupressaceae. Gene Ontology annotation, molecular function: IAA-Ala conjugate hydrolase activity. Gene Ontology annotation, biological process: auxin metabolic process.
UUUCUUGAAAAAAAAAAGUAUCAACAACCCUCACAACAAUUGGUACAUGCUCGAGUACCUGUUCAAGCUACAUCUUUAUUAACCAUGAAAUUUGAAGUAUUUAAUAUUUAUCCAUUAAAACUCAGCAAGCAAGCAACUAUGAGUGCUUCCAUCUUCUCUUUGAUCAGUAUGAUUACAGUCAUUCUAGUAUUGCUGCCGGUUUUUGCACUGGGAUUGCAAGAUGAUAGUCUUAAAACAGUGGAAAUUUAUGCUCAGGAGCUCAUGGACAGUGCCAAGAGUGAUAUCGAAUGGUUAAAAUCCAUAAGGAGAAGCAUUCAUGAGUACCCAGAACUCCUCUAUGAGGAAUACAACACGAGUGCUCUUAUCAGAAGAGAGCUCGAUAAGAUUGGGGUAUCGUAUGAAUGGCCUUAUGUAAAGACUGGUGUAGUGGCCCAGAUAGGCUCUGGAUUGCCUCCUGUUGUUGCUCUCAGGGCUGAUAUGGAUGCCCUGCCUUUGCAGGAGCUAGUGGAGUGGGAGCACAAGAGCAAAAUUUCAGGAAGAAUGCAUGCAUGUGGGCAUGAUGCACAUGUCACUAUGCUUCUUGGGGCUGCCAAAUUGCUUCACCAGCGCAAAGACAAGCUUAAGGGCACAGUAAGACUUAUAUUCCAACCUGCAGAAGAAGGGGGAGAAGGUGCGAAUCUUAUGAUCAAGGAAGGUGCACUUGCAGAUGCUGAGGCUAUUUUUGGAAUGCAUGUUGAUUAUAUAUUGCCAACUGGCACCAUUUCCUCAAGACCAGGACCGGUAUGUGCUGGUGGAGUUACAUUUGAAGUAACAAUAGAUGGCAAAGGUGGCCAUGCAGCAUUUCCACACAUGAGUAUAGACCCAAUUGUUGCUGCAUCAUUUAUAAUUUUGAGUUUGCAGGAGAUUAUUUCUCGAGAAGCAGAUCCCCUUCACAGCCAGGUGCUAUCAAUUGGAUUUAUCAAUGGUGGAGAAGGGUAUAAUGUCAUUCCAGGAAGAGUUAAAUUCGGAGGCACUUUGCGGAGUUUAGUAACAAAAGAUCUAAUUGAUCUUAAGAAAAGAGUGAAGGAGAUAAUAGAAAGUCAAGCUGCCGUACACAGAUGCAUGGCUUAUGUAGAUUUCUUAGAGAAACAGUACCCGACAUGCCCAGCUGUCGAAAAUGAUGAAAAUUUGCACAAUCAUAUAAAGAAGGUUGGUGCAACUUUGCUUAGUUCAAAUAAUGUGAAAAUUACACCGCAAAUGAUGGUAGGUGAAGAUUUUUCAUUCUAUCAACAGAUUAUACCAGGUGUAAUGUUUACUAUUGGAAUUAGAAAUGAAAAUAUUGGGUCAAUCCAUUCUGUACACUCGCCAUUUUUCUUUUUGGAUGAAGAUGUGCUGCCUAUAGGAGCAGCCCUGCAUGCUGCGUCUGUUGAAAUGUAUUUUGACAAGUAAAUGGACCAGGUAGAUGGAUACACUCAUGAAACAAGGCAUACAAAAUUGCAAGUAUGCUAGGAAUACAUUGGGUUUCAUUAUUUUCAUGUAACUGACUUAUUACCAUGACGACUGUUAAAACUUAACAAUAUUGAAAAUGUUGUAUUUUCUGGAA